AUGGGAAUCAAGGCCUACGAGCCUGUUCAAGGAUUCUUCAUCUACGACGACCCCAGCCAGUCUAGCCUUCCUGCUGUUCCUCCGAGAUUCGGGUUGAAGGACGACUCGGACGAUAGAUGGGCCAAGUUCCUGGGAGACGUUCGCAAGUUGAACGAGGACGCCCCAGAAGGAACCUCGUAUAAGUUCUUCUUACUCUCCAGACACGGGCAAGGAUAUCAUAACGUCGCAGAGGCAAAAUAUGGGACCAUCGCCUGGGACGAUUACUGGGCCAAGCUAGACGGAGACGGAGAAAUCAUUUGGGGUCCCGAUCCUAAACUGACACCCGUUGGAAUCGAGCAAGCGCAUGCCGCUCGGGCAGGAUGGAUAACAGAAUCGCAGUUCGGUAUCCCAGCACCGCACAAGCGCUACUGUAGCCCCCUCACCCGUGCUCUCCACACAUGCGACACCAUGUUCGACGGCGUAUACGAGAAGUAUGAGCAACGCGUGUUUGUCAUGGAGCAUUGCCGCGAGGAGAACGGUGUCCACACCUGUGACAGGCGGAACACACGAACACAUAUUACAUCGACCUUCCCUCAUUUCUCCAUCGAAGACAGCCUGACCGAGCGCGACGAGCUUUGGCACCCAACGAUCAGAGAAACGAAGCCAGAGGUCGCAGAGCGUGCUCGGAAGGUGCUCAACUACAUAUUCGACCACGACAAGGAGCAUACAUUCAUCUCCAUCACUGCCCACGGGGGAUGGAUCACUGGUUUCUUGACUGCCGUCGGAAGCCAGCCCUUCAUUGUACCUACUGGCGGUAAUGGCGUUCUCCCUAUUGUUGUCAAGGCACGAGUUCAAGACUUGCUCAACUAG
Messenger RNA from Cyclocybe aegerita, 849 nucleotides. Lineage: Eukaryota; Fungi; Basidiomycota; Agaricomycetes; Agaricales; Hemipholiotaceae. The record is from the annotation of a GenBank genome assembly.